GGCGUUCGGCGCUGGCUUCCGGCCCGCCGAGCCGGAUGAGGCAGGGGCCGGCGACUGCGUUGCGGGCCAUGGGGCCGCGGCCGGGUUAGGGCGCGGCGAUGUCGGGCUACGCGCGGCGGCAGGGCGCGCCCCCACUAUCGCGGACGCGGAGCCUUGUGGUUCCCGACGCUCCUGCGUUCUAUGAGCGCCGGUCUUGUCUCCCCCAGCUAGACUGUGAGCGCCCCCAUGGCGGGGACCUGCACCCCCAUCUCUUCGGCUUUCGGCCGACGUUUAUGUGCUAUGUGCCCAGCCCGGUGCUGGCUUCGGUAGGAGACACAGGUUUUGGCUAUGGAAAGGGGAAAUGUACUAAACAAGGUCCUUCGGGAGCCCCUGAGACGCGCUUUGGAGGUGACAAACUUGAAGACCUUGAAGAAGCCAAUCCAUUCUCCUUCAAAGAGUUUUUGAAAACCAAGAACCUCAGCCUGUCAAAAGAAGACACGACCACCAGCCGAAUUUACCCAAAGGAAGCCUCAAGGCACCCACUGGGACUAGAGCACAGCUCCCCUGCCUCCCAGCUCAUGGGAUAUGGCCUGGAAUCUCAGCAGCCAUUUUUUGAAGACCCAACAAGAGCCAGCAACCUAGAGGAGGAUGAAGAUGAUGGGUGGAAUAUAACCUACUUGCCAUCUGCUGUGGAUCAGACUCAUUCCUCUAGAGACGCACAGGACUCGCCGCCCUGUGACACCUACCUUUCCUUUUUCUCCAACGCAUCAGAGCUGGCAGGUCCCGAGUCUUUGCCCCCAUGGACGCUGAGUGACACUGACUCCAGGAUCUCCCCAGCGUCUCCAGCUGGGAGUCCUCAUGCAGACUUUACAGCUCAUGAAGACUCCCUAGGGGACAGACACCUGCGGACGCUGCAGAUAAGUUAUGAAGCACUGAAAGAUGAAAACUCUAAGCUCAGAAGAAAGCUAAAUGAGGUUCAGAGCUUCUCUGAAACUCAAACAGAAAUGGUGAGGACACUCGAACGGAAGUUGGAGGAGAAGAUGAUCAAGGAGGAGAGUGACUUCCAUGACCUCGAGUCAGUAGUCCAGCAAGUCGAACAGAACCUCGAAUUGAUGACCAAACGGGCUGUAAAAGCAGAAAAUCAUGUCUUGAAGCUGAAACAGGAAAUAAAUUUGCUUCAGGCACAGCUCUCAAACUUGAGGCGAGAAAAUGAAGCCCUGCAGUCAGGCCAGGGUGCCAGCCUUUCUGUAGUGAAGCAGAACACCGAUGUGGCCUUGCAGAACCUCCACCUUGUCAUGAACAGUGCACACGCAUCCAUAAAGCAGCUGGUGUCUGGGGCAGAGACACUGAACCUUGUUGCUGAAAUCCUCAAGUCUAUCGACAGAAUUACUGAAGUUAAAGAUGAGGUGGACUCUUGAGACGCUCUACCUGCCACCGGGUCCCGUCACCUCUGCACCGAAGGCACCACACAUCUUCCGAAUGUGUUCUGUCUAUGCAGUCCUCAUCAAAGCAUUUCACGGCCUAAGCACGUGACUGGCCAUCUGCAGUCCAGGGCUCCUUUCCACCAGUUGCACCUAACAGUUUACAUGAAGUCCCACUGUUCGAUAGACUCACUGAUUUACUGGAAGACACUUUUAUAAAACCACUAAAGCUGAAACGACAGUUUUGUAACAAGCUGCUUUCACUAUCCUCUCUAGGACGAGGUCGGGCUCAGCCUCAGUUUUGUCAAGGGGAACACUAAGUGAGCCAGUGUGUAAGUGAGCAGCCUGUACAGAGAUGCGUGCCUCACUGAGGCAGCACCACUUGGUACGUGCUGCCGUCCUCCCACCAGGACCAUAGGACCAAGGUCACACACUGUGCACAGUGCAAAGCUUCAUACACCCUCUACUGUGUGCUGUCAGCUUUGGAAAGCCAUUUGGGGCUGUCGAUUUUGAUGCACGUUAAUGUGUUUGUGUGCCUUUUGUAUAGUGCAGUUCAGACUGGAAUCAAAGCACACACCCACCUGGGGGGUCAGCACCAGCUCUUUGGGCUGGCUGGCUGGCUGGCUGGCUGGUUUUUGAAGGACAAGCAAGACAUAAGCAGCUCCCUGUGCUGUGCUGGGGGGUCAAGGUUUGGGGGACACUUUCCUAUAGUUUUUUUUUUUUUUUUUUUUUUUAAUUUAUUUUUCCCUUUUCCCCUCCUGUUGAGAUCAACAGCUUUCUGAUCUAAAUAAAUCCUGAAGAUCA
Molecule: messenger RNA, 2204 nt
Organism: Mus caroli (Ryukyu mouse)
Lineage: Eukaryota; Metazoa; Chordata; Mammalia; Rodentia; Muridae
Gene: Entr1
Product: endosome associated trafficking regulator 1
Biological process (GO): positive regulation of cilium assembly; positive regulation of protein localization to cilium; regulation of cytokinesis
Cellular component (GO): recycling endosome; midbody; ciliary basal body
Source: RefSeq, a predicted model, not a curated record